Molecule: messenger RNA, 1523 nt
Organism: Salvia hispanica
Lineage: Eukaryota; Viridiplantae; Streptophyta; Magnoliopsida; Lamiales; Lamiaceae
Product: nicotianamine aminotransferase 1-like
Biological process (GO): biosynthetic process; L-tyrosine catabolic process
Molecular function (GO): L-tyrosine:2-oxoglutarate transaminase activity; pyridoxal phosphate binding
Source: RefSeq, a predicted model, not a curated record
CUAGAUUCACAAAAAACUGAGAGAGAGAGAGAUGGAGAGCAAAUUGGUGAAAUGGGGUUUGAAGAAUGAGAAAGAGGGUGGUGUGAGUGUGACCAAUAGAGAUUUGAUCAAAAAAAUAAGUGAAAAUCUUAACAAAAAUGAUCCAAGAUCAAUCAUCAACCUUGGCAAUGGAGAUCCAACUCCAUUUCCAAGCUUCAAAACAACCCUUGUUGCAGAAGAAGCCCUUCUCAAUUCCCUUCACUCCAACUCCUUCAAUGGCUAUCCUCAUCCUUAUGGUGUUUCCACAGCUAGAAGGGCUGUUGCAAAUCAUUUGAGUGGAGAUCUUCCGCACAAGCUGUCCGAGGAUGACGUGUUCAUAACCUCGGGGGCGAGCCAGGCGAUCGAGCUCCUGCUCACGAUCCUGGCUCGCCCCGGGGCCAACGUCCUCCUCCCACGGCCCGUGUUUCCGCUUUACAAAGCACGUGCCGAGCUCGUGGGGCUAGAGGUCCGCCAGUUCGACCUCCUGCCCCAACGGGACUGGGAGGUCGACCUCGACGCCGUCGAAGCCAUGGCUGAUGAUGGGACCAUUGCCAUGGUGGUCAUCAACCCUGGCUACCCUACUGGAAAUCUUUUCACAUUGGAACAUAUGCAAAAGAUUGCUGAAACUGCGCAAAGGAAGGGGAUUAUUGUGAUUGCAGAUGAAGUUUAUCGACACAUUGUUUUUGAAAGUCAAGAAUUUAUACCAAUGGGGAUUUUUGGAUCUCUAACUCCCAUCCUGACCGUUGGAUCACUCUCCAAGAGAUGGCUCAUCCCGGGCUGGCGUGUCGGUUGGAUCGCGGCUUCCGAUCCCAACCGACUCCUUAGUACAUCGGGGAUCAUUGAAUCCAUUCAAAAAUAUCUAUGUAUGACAUCUAGCCCUGCAACCCUAAUUCAGGGAGCGAUUCCAGAGAUCUUCGAGCGGACACCGACCGAUUUCUUUGACAAAAUUGUUGUCACUCUUAGAGAAUCUGCAGAGAAAUGCUACCGACUUACCAAUGAAAUCCCAUGCAUAACUUGUCCCACCAAACCUCAAGGAUGCAUGUUUGUCAUGAUAAAAUUGAAUGUGGCUAUGUUGGAAGGGAUUGUAGAUGAAUUGGAUUUUUGUUGCAAACUUGCUAAGGAGGAAUCCGUCAUACUUCUCCCAGGGAUUGGCGUAGGGCUGAAGGGUUGGAUGCGAGUAACAUUUGCCAUUGAGCCUUCAUACAUAGAUGAUGCAUUUGGAAGAAUCAAAGCUUUUUACCUGAGGCACGCGAAGAAAUCAUACAGUAAUGGCUCUUCAUUUACCUCGUAGUCGUGGUAACUCGAAUCUCUGACCCAGAAAGAGAGUCAAUUCAUCCUAUUGUGUGUUGUGUGUUUGAUCUUGCAGGGUUUGAGUCAUUUAAAUUCUUCUACAUUUUACAAAUCAUUUUGUAUUUUGCUUUGAUUUUCAUCAAGUGUGACGUGAACAUGUAGUAAAGUUUGUGUUGUGCUAAAGUAUUGUGAUUUAUAAUUUAUUUUUCGAUUUC